GCUUUUGUUUGCUGAAACAGACUUUGUUUCCUUAUGUGAUGCUUUACGCAUAACAGACAAUGUGAGAAUAACUGCUUGGAAGACCUAUGAAAAAAUGGAUGUAGAGAGCCAGCUAAAAAAAGAAUUGUGGGGCAUCUGCAUUUUUAUGGCUGCAGUUGACCUGGAUGAGAUGACAUUCACUUUUACAGAACUUCUGAAAUGUUUAAAAAUUAGUGUAUGCAAAUUUCUGCACUUGAUUAAAGAAAUAGAUGUCAACAUGGAUACAAUUAGUGCUAAAAUGGACUGUACUAUAUCACGUCUGCAAAGGAAAUAUGAUGUACUCUUAGUACUCUACCAAAAGUUUACAAGGACUUGCGAAAUUAUUUGCAUUGACAAGCCCAAUGAUCAAACUUGUGCUGAAAUAAGUUCUUGCUUAUUUAUAAAAAACUGCUGGAUCAUGUUUCUUUUGGCAAAAGGAAAAAUACUGCAGAUGGAAGAUGAUUUGGUUAUCUCUUUCCAGCUUCUGCUGUGUGUUUUUGAUUAUUGUACCAGACAAUUACCCCCUGCACUACUUAAAGAACCUUACAAAUCUAUAAUUGCAGUAUCGUCUGGAACAAGUAGACAAGGUCAGAAUAAAAGUGCAAGAACAUCAAAAAUUGAUACAGACAUCAAGGUUAUUGAAGAGCUCUGUAAAGAGUAUGAUUGUAAUUUGGAUGAGGUGAAAAAUGUUUACUUUACUAGCUUUAUUCCAUUUCUGAAUUCAAUGGGCACUACAACUUUCAGAAGACUUCAGGAGGUUGAAGAUUUGUCAACCAAAUAUGAAGAAAUGUAUUUGAAAAACAAGGAUAUUGAUGCUAGAUUAUUUCUAGAGAAAGAUGAGACUUUGAAAUAUGAAAAUGAAGAAUGUUUGCAGUUAGAGAGAACUCCUACAAAAAACCAAAUUGAAGAUUCUCCUAUUGUACUUCCACAAACCCCUGUUCGAGCUGCAAUGAAUACUAUUCAGCAGUUAAUGAUAAUAUUGAACUCUGCAAGUGAUACCCCUUCAGACAACCUUCUCUUCUAUUUUAAUAACUGCACAGUUAAUCCUCAUGAAUCAAUAGUGAAAAGAAUAGAAAAUAUGGGUAUUAUCUUCAAGAACAAAUUUGCUGAAGCAGUUGGACAAGGCUGUGCUGAAAUUGGAUCUCAGAGGUACAAAAUUGGAGUAAGGUUAUACUAUCGUGUGAUGGAAUCCUUAUUAAAGUCGGAAGAAAAACGCCUGUCAGUUCAUAAUUUCAGCAAACUUUUGAAUAAUGACGUCUUCCACAUCUCUCUGUUGGCUUGUGCUCUUGAGCUAGUCAUGGCUACAUAUGGCACUUCAAGAAAUGCUUCACAGAGCAUGAACAUAGAAACAGACUUGUCUUUUCCAUGGAUCAUCAACAUCCUGGAUUUGAAAGCCUUUGAAUUAUACAUGAUUGUUGAAAGCUUCAUUAAAGCAGAACCAAGCUUGACCAGAGAGAUGAUAAAACACCUAGAAUGCUGUGAACACAAAAUUAUGGAAUCGCUUGCAUGGCAAUCAAAUUCACCAUUAUUUGAACUGAUAAAGCAGUCCAAAGACCGAGAGGGGCAGGCUGAUGAGCCCGAACCUGCCAACUAUUUUACUCAGCCUCAUCAACAUAACCACAGUGCUGCAGAUUUGUACCUCUCUCCCAUGAAGUCCCCUAAGAAAAAAGUUUCUUCCACUUUUGUAUAUUCUUCUCCGGAGUCGCAGGCUGUGGGGCUAAAUCAAUCUCAGAAACCUCAUAAAUCUAUUUCUUUGUCAUAUUUCUAUAAAAAAGUGUAUUGCUUGGCUUAUAGACGAUUAAAUAACUUGUGUUUGCGUCUUCUGCCUGACCAUCCUGAACUUGAACAUGUGAUAUGGACCCUUUUUCAUCACACACUGCAAAAUGAAUAUGAACUGAUGAAAGACAGACACUUAGACCAGAUUAUGAUGUGUUCCAUGUAUGGCAUAUGUAAGGUGAAGAAUAUUGAUCUCAGGUUUAAAACUAUUGUGACAGCAUACAAGGAACUCAACAAUGCAAAUCAAGAGACAUUCAAGUGUGUGUUGAUCAGGGAAGGACAAUACGAUUCCAUUAUCGUCUUCUACAACAUGGUAUUUAUGCAAAGACUGAAAACUAAUAUUUUGCAAUAUGCUUCCAAUAGGCCUCCAACAUUAACACCCAUUCCUCACAUUCUACAGAGCCCUUAUAAGUUUUCUAAUUCUCCUUUACGUGUUUCUGCUGGAAAUAACAUCUAUGUCUCACCUUUGAAGAAUCCCAGCAAAUUUUCUGAAGGGCUAUUGUCACCCACAAAAAUGACACCCAGAACAAGAAUAUUGGUUUCAAUUGGUGAAUCCUUUGGAAGUUCUGAAAAGUUUGAAAAGAUAAACAAGAUGGUAUGUAACAGUGAUCGUCAUCUCAAACGGAACGCUGAACUAAGCACCACUCCUAAGCCUUUGAAGAGAUUGCGUUUUGAUAUAGAAGGUCAAGAUGAAGCUGAUGGAAGGGAACAUCUUUCUGGAGAGUCAAAAUUCCAACAAAAGCUUGCAGAAAUGACAUCUACUAGGACUAGAAUACAAAACCAGAAACUGAAUGAUGGUGCUGAAGUUUCAGAUACUGUACAAAAGUGAACUGCUGUCGAGACCCAGGAUCUGCACUGUAGCUUUGAUUUCUGCUAUGUUGUUUUGCAUAUAUUGCUUAGCUAAUUUAAUUUAGUUGAAUUUCAUGUUUUUUAGCGUUUCAUGCUAUAACAUAGCAUAUGUAUUAUCCACUUAAGUGUUAAUUUAUACAUAUUAGUUUUAAGUAAAAUUGAUUUCCCAGUG
Molecule: messenger RNA, 2815 nt
Organism: Thamnophis sirtalis
Lineage: Eukaryota; Metazoa; Chordata; Lepidosauria; Squamata; Natricidae
Source: RefSeq, a predicted model, not a curated record